AUGACUGUGGCAAUUCGGAUGCUUGCAUACGGUAUGCUCGCUGAUGCUAUUGACGAGUAUGUGAGAAUUAGUGAAAGCACAACAAUUGAGUCUUUGAAGAGAUUCUGUGCAGGAAUCAUUAGCAUUUAUCGUGAAGAAUAUUUGAGAUUGCCGACUGAGGCGGACAUUUUCAGACUGCUACGGGAGGGGGAGAAACGUGGAUUUCCCGGAAUAUCCCAUAAUGAUAUCAACAUUCUUGAUCAGUCUUAUUUCUUUGCUGAGCUCAUUGAAGAACAUGCCCCUUCUGCCAACUAUACCAUCAAUGGUAACCAAUACACUACAGGAUAUUGUCUUGCUGAUGGUAUCUAUCUUAAGUGGGCAACCCUUGUCCAAAUGAUUUCUUAA
This is a messenger RNA of Cornus florida, 384 nucleotides long. RefSeq lists its product as uncharacterized. The transcript is spliced from 2 exons. Bases 1 to 384 code for a protein of 127 amino acids. The record is from RefSeq and is a predicted model, not a curated record. Lineage: Eukaryota; Viridiplantae; Streptophyta; Magnoliopsida; Cornales; Cornaceae.